This is a messenger RNA of Rangifer tarandus platyrhynchus (Svalbard reindeer), 606 nucleotides long. The record is from the annotation of a GenBank genome assembly. NCBI's taxonomy places the organism in Eukaryota, Metazoa, Chordata, Mammalia, Artiodactyla, Cervidae.
AUGGGGCUGCCCCCGCCAGGGCUAUGGCUGAAGAGGCUCUGGGUCCUCUUUCAGGUGGCCCUGCAUGUGGCCAUAGGCAAAGUGCUCCUGAUGCUGUUUCCCAGGAGGGUCAAGCAGAACAUCCUGGCCAUGGGCGAGAAGACUGGCAUGACCAGGAACCCACACUUCUCCCAUGAAAACUGGAUCCCUACCUUCUUCAGUGCCCAGUAUUUCUGGUUUAUCCUGAAGGUCCGUUGGCAGCGACUGGAGGACAUGACUGAACAAGGGGGUCUGGCCCCAAACUCCCCUGUAGUCUGCCUGUCAGGAGAGAGGUGCAGCAUCUGGGACUUCAUGCAAGAUGGCUGGGCUUUUAAGAACAACGUGGACAUCAAGAGUCACCGGAAUCUCCAGGACCGCCUGCGGGCAGCCCGCCUGCUGCUGGACAGGAGCCCCCAGUGCCCCGUGGUGGUGGACACAAUGAAGGACCAGAGCAGUUCAUGCUACGCGGCUCUGCCAGAGCGGCUCUAUGUGCUCCAGGAGGGCAGGAUCCUGUACAAGGGUAAACCUGGUCCUUGGAACUACAAUCCAGAGGAAGUUCGUGCUGUUCUGGAAAAGCUCCACAGUUAA